UCCGAACGAGCUUCGGAUCGUGCGCAAGAGAGAACAUCAAGAAUCGAAGGUGGCCGUUCCAUGCUAGCUGCUGCACGUCUAAUCGCUAUUCUGCGUGCAAUUCCAGGAAAAAUCGACGGGCAGCAAUAAUAAACGAAAAACCGGCCGAACGCACCGCUCAAAUGCAAUAUAUUGCGUUGCAUGCAUGUACAUACACUGUGCACCGCUGUCUAAUGUUCUUCUGAGAGUUAUUCCGGUACCAAUUGCUAGAUCGUUACCUCUCACAGCCCAAACAGGGGAAACCGACAGAAAUGGAGAGUCUCGAAGAGGAAUUUAAGGAGUAUGAGGAGCGAAAAUUGUGGCCUACAAUUUUCUGGGAUAUUCACAAGGAGAGUAGCUUGUACGAGUUACCAACGACUGAUGCGAAAGAUCCAAUUAACAAAGGACUCAACAGAUACAGGGAUAUCCACCCAUACAAUCACACUAGAAUUCGACUGGAGAGAGGAGACGUAAGGUAUAUCAAUGCAAGCCUCAUCGAAGCUCCUCUUGCCAAGCGCAAGUAUAUACUUACUCAGGGACCCCUCACGAGAACAGUAUGUCAUUUCUGGCAGAUGGUUUGGGAACAGGACUCAAGAGCAAUCAUCAUGCUAAAUAACUUUGUGGAAAAUCACCAGCAAAAGUGUGCUGACUACUUUCCUCGUGGCCAAGACAACGGGAACACAGACGAGCUUCUGUGUGAGGACACACUCCUCAAAGUGACCUACCUCAGACAAGAGAGACAUCAUUACUACAUCGUCAGAACACUCUUACUAGAAGACCUUGUGACGCAACAAACCAAAGAGAUCCUGCACUUUCACUACACCCGCUGGUCAGAUUUCAGUGUUCCCCAGUCCCCUGCAGCAUUCCUUCAGUUCCUGCACCAUGUGAGGAGAUCGGGCUCCCUGGUGGACAACGUGGGUCCUCCCGUCAUACACUGCAGUGCAGGGGUGGGCAGAUCAGGGACGCUGUGUCUGGUAGAUACAUGCCUCGUGCAGAUUGAGAAGAAAGGCAAUACCUCAGGACUGGACGUCAGAAAGCAGCUACUGGACAUGAGGCGGUAUCGACACGGUCUCAUCCAGACCUGGCAACAGCUACGAUUCUCCUACUGUGCCAUUUUGGAAGGGUCAAAGGUCAUUUUAAGGGGAGAUGACCUCGGCUCGUUAACUGUAGAAAAUAACACAGACGUGGAGUCAAUACCCCCUCCCCUGCCCCCCAAGAGGCCCUCCUCACGCCCCCAAUCCAUGCUGGACGGAGAGACGGUGGUACACAAGGCUGAAGAGAAUAACGUGCAGAACGAGAGGAAGGAUGGACAGAAGGAUGGAAUGAAAGAUGGGCUGAAGGAUGGAGUCAAGUCAGUCGUGGAUGAUGAUGAUGAUGCAUCGUCUAGCCCACCAACAAACUCAAGAGUGGUAGACAGUCCGCCCCAGAAUGAGCUGAGGAAACGAAAAUGGGAGGAGAGAGAGGAGAGGACCUCAAAACUCAACGAGAAGAUCUCCGAGAUGAGGCGAAAGCAGAAAAGGUCUGAAUACUGGCAACAGAAAAGGUCAUUAAUACAUCUCGGGGUCGGGGUCGGGGUUGGGGUAGGGGUGGCAGUUUCAUUAUUUGCAGUUUAUUACUACAUGUCUCCUUGAUACGAUGCCACACUCAGCCACAUUCUUUCUCAGAUAUAGACCUACUAUCCUUUUCCUUUUGUGUUGAAAAGAUUGACGAAAGGUAUUUAAAAACGGAGUGAAAAGAGAAGGUAUACGUAAUGAUAUUUCAGAAGCAGGUGAUUUAUUUUAUUUACAGCAUAUGGUGCUCGUUUAAAUCCCUGUUUAUCUCAAAGCUGGGAUUCAAUUAUGGCUGCUAAGUAUUGCAAAAGUGAAGGCUAGGUUUCAAUCCAAAUUAUUUAUCAAUGGGGAAAAUGAAUAGGCUUUGGUUCUACCAGUACUCUGAAUUUGAAGGAAAAAAAAAUACUGGCUUAAGAGCCAUGGAACUUUCAUUUAAAAAAAUUAAAAGAAUAUUUCAAAUUUUAUGGAAAUCAUCAAUCACUCAGUCAUUUCACAUUGACCAUGACAUACCAUAUGUAAAUACUCUCAAACGUAUGCAAACGCAAGCAUGUUUAUAUGCGUAAAUAUGAAUUAUUUCUGGUAUGCCUCGGUAAGUUUGAAAGCCAAUACCUUUGUGCAUGUUGUGUAGGUCUCUCAUUUAGGGUACUUGAAACUCUUACCUCAAUUGGUCACCAUAUAUUGUACAGUCAGUAUCUCAGUAAACCAUUCAAUAAGCUAUUUUUUUGACAAAUAGCAAUUGAAAUGGAACAUUCCUUUCAUUUUAUAGAUUAGUCCAAAAUGUCUAUGAAUACAUAUUUUAGCAGGCACAUGCAAAUGGUGUAACCAGCAGAGGAUUAAGUUCAUCUGCGGUUGUUUUGAAAAUGUUUACGACUUACAAUGGGCUUACAAGCAUGUAGGGGCCACCCAGAUGUACUACACCUUCCUUUUACCAACUUAUGAAUAAACAAUCUUGUGGGUGUUUCACAAAGACUAAGAACGACUUACGUUGGACUUAAACUAUGGCAGGCCAUUCAUGCCACAGGUUGCUUUCACCAUUAGUCUUUUAAGGGACGUCACAAAUCUACAGAAUUUACAUUUUUGUUAUUGUUCAUUGAGGAAAUAAGUUACUUACAUCGAUGUGUACGUCUGUUGAGAGACCAAUGCCAGGAGUGGUGAGAGCAACCAGUGGCAUGAACUGCCUGCCAUAGUUCAAGUCCAACUUAACUCGAUCUAGGUUUUUGUGAAACACUCCCCAGUUUGUAGUACUAUUUAUUUAGGAGUCAGGCUUCAAAUGUUUACAAGAAUAUCAUUAGCUAUCAAAUACUUAUAUUUUCUCCAGCGACUAAAGUAAACAGAGGCUUGGGUCAAUGAACUUCCCUAACUCUUUAAAAUAUAAGAGCUACUGUGAUUUUUCAUUUUAAGUAAAAUUUAAAAAUGUUCUGUUUCUAUUAAAGUUUGUUGUAUAUUAAAUUGCUGAUCAUGUUACCUUGACUUUAAUAAGUGUAGCCUUCACAAACUCUAUUUCAUAUCUCUCUUCAGAGAAAUACUGUUAACUAGAAGUUUAGGUUUUGGUAUAUCUGAGUAUUUUUUCUUUAGGAUGACAGUAGAGAGAAAUGAUCUUUGAUUGUUUUAACCCUGGUGCGGCAGAUUUUGAAAUGCAGCAUCAAUAGUGCUUUCUUUGCAAUUAUGAUAUCAUAAUAGUUCACUUACAAGCUUGUGGAUGUAAACAAACCAAUCAAGCUAAUGACAAAUGGUGUAGUACUGGUGCUCUAAUGCUAUAACAGAAAUGUGAUCAAUUGAAUGUUAAUACUAUGUGUUGUUGCUACGUUUUAGUAGACCUGUGGAGUAUCUACCAAGGAAACAGGGAUUUUCAUGAUUAAACAGGAAAGAGAAAGUGAUACAAAGAGAUUAAUUGUACUCAGUCACUCCUCUUAUGUGAUCCUAUAGCUACUUGUUUUACAGAUAUAUUUAUUUAGUAGUACUCUUAUUUCUAUCUCUGUCCAUUUCUUGGACUAAUGGCUGAUUAUGUGGAAGAAGAAGAAAUUUUUUAAACAUUGAUGAUUAGAUUUUUUUUUAAAUGAUGAAUUAUUGCUAACUUUAUGAAAAGAAAUGUGCCUAGAAUGUUUGUGAAAUUGUACAAAUUUGCUUAUUAAAAAAACGACAGUAUUAGUUGCAAUUUGUUUUUGUAGCAUACUUUUUCAUAGACAUAUAUUGAAAUUGGUUUGAUCUUAUAUGUACCUGAUAUGCAUAUUGUUGACUUAUCUGCGAUGGUCUUGAUGUAACAAUGCUGACAGAAAUAUUAUUACACUUAAUUUGUUAUUUUAUUUUUUUGAAUUGUGGGCCAAAAUAGAAGAAAGAUGUAUAUAUCUCAUUUGAUUCCUUCAGUUUUAUACAUGUACAUCUUCAUGUUAGUCCUUUCAAGUCCCUUCUUGCAUUUUCAGAAUAAAAAGAAAUAAUGUGCUUAUUAACCUAUAACUACUGGUAAUAAUUGUCUGCAUUCAUAUUUCUUUUUCCUUCUCAUCAUGAAAAUGAUUCAUGUUCAUUUGUAAUAAUCUUUGUUCACAAGUAAAUAGAAUUGAAAGGAGUAUGAUUCUUUUCCUAAAGAUUUUGGACAAGUUUAAGAGAAAAGGGAUUUUGUAAUGACGGAAAUUGUGCUCUCUUCAGUGAUUUACGUUCCCAAAUAGUACAGUAAAGACAUGUAUACAUCUCUGCCCUACAAGUUUUACGUUCCCAAAUGAGACAGUAAAGACAUGUAAGCAUCUCUGCCCUUUCAGUUUUACAAGUAAGGAGUUGGACAAAAUAUGACUAGCCAAAAUGGAAGGUAACAUACUUGAAAGGCCUUUCAAACUUGUUAUUGUUUGCACAAAAUAUGAAUACAUUAAAUAUGAUAUGCACCAGGCAAACAAGA
Messenger RNA from Strongylocentrotus purpuratus (purple sea urchin), 4455 nucleotides. RefSeq names its product tyrosine-protein phosphatase non-receptor type 1. Gene Ontology annotation, molecular function: protein tyrosine phosphatase activity. The record is from RefSeq and is a predicted model, not a curated record. Gene Ontology annotation, biological process: protein dephosphorylation. NCBI's taxonomy places the organism in Eukaryota, Metazoa, Echinodermata, Echinoidea, Camarodonta, Strongylocentrotidae. Bases 291 to 1649 code for a protein of 452 amino acids. The transcript is spliced from 9 exons.